Messenger RNA from Xyrichtys novacula (pearly razorfish), 41855 nucleotides. NCBI's taxonomy places the organism in Eukaryota, Metazoa, Chordata, Actinopteri, Labriformes, Labridae. The record is from the annotation of a GenBank genome assembly.
AGUUUCCAUUUUUUCUUUCUUCUUGGCUCACGUUCCCUCUCCCCCUCCACCUCUUCUUUAUCUUUCCCUUCCCUCCUCUCACUCUCAUCCAUCUUUCGCUGCUUUCCACGCUCCUACUCUUUCCCUCCCUCCCUCCCUCUCUCUCUCUCUCUCUCUCUCUACAACUCCAACUCUCUCUCUCUCUCUCUGUGUCUCUCUCCGUUCUUACCUCCAGCCAGUCGGCGUUGACUCGCUGCAGCAGGAAGAUCACCUCUCCCUUCUUCAGGUUCAACUCCGCCUUGCCGUUGCCGCGAAAGUCAAACAUCACCUGGGACACGCAGACGCACGCAUUCACGCGCACACACACACACACACACACACACACAAACAGGGCAGAAAGCACACAUACAAGUCAGUGUGAGGAGAGAGGAACAAGGGAACGAGAGACGGAGACAUUCAACACGAAGAGAGAAGAGACGGAGAGAGAGGAUGGGUAAGAGUUACUACACUUUCUACAACAAGUGAGUGACAGGAGAGGAGAGAGAGAGAGAGAGAGAGAGAGAGAGAGAGAGAGAGAGAGAGAGACAGAGAGAGACAGAGAGAGACGACAGAGAGAGAGAGAGAGAGAGAGAGAGAGUUUGAUAAAGUUAGUGGAUGAAUUGAGACACAGAGAGAAGCAGAGGAUUGUUGAGGAGUGUUGAGCUCUGAGGAUGUGUGCCUGGAUGAGAGUGAAAAAGUGAGAGAUGGAGGUGGAGGUGGAGAAGGAUGGUGCUUCUCAUCUGUGUGUUUGGAGGAGCAGAGAAUGGAUGUGCAAUAAUGUGCAACAGUGGAAAACGGAGACACAGAAGUGUGUGAGUUCGGACUGCGGCUCAUGUUCACAGAUCUGCUGCGUUUUUAUGAAGAGUUGGAAAAGUGUGAGAAAUGAUGGUUUUGGUCAACAGUCCAAACAUGAACCUGUAGAAGAUCUGAAGAUCCUCCUGACAGGCUGAUUACCUGCCUGACUGUUUCUGCACAAGUUUGUCAAACUUCAGUGUUCUGCAGCGGCUGAGUUAUAAUGCACGGUGUAAGUGUGUGAAAGUGUGUGUGAAAGUGUGUGUGAAAGUCUGUGAGAGGUGAAGUAAAAGCAUAUACGAGGAGUUUACAGAGUGGUAGAGCCUGAGGCGACGAGAGUGUGUGACUGUGAGAGAUGUUGGAGCGUCCUGGUGAGCGUCAGCGUGGAGAUCUAAAAGCCUGAAUUAGAAUUUAAAGUAGAGCUGAGGAGAGUCCUCAUCAUCGCUGCUCUAAAACACACACACACACACGCACGCACGCACGCACGCGCACACACACACACACACACACACACACACACACUCACACACGCACAACCACACACAGCAAUAAUUAUCUCAUAAAGACGUGAGUGAUGACUGUAAGUUUAACGUUUGUCAAUAAAAAACAAAAGAGUAAGAAGUAAAUAAGAAAUUAGAACUGAAACAAGGAGAGAAAAAUAAUCAGUGAAAGAAAGAAUAACGGAAAAAAGACAAAAAAGAAGAAAAGAAGAAACAAGACAGAAAGGAGAAUGAAAACAAAGAGGAGAGAAAGAUUUAAUACAGUUAAGAAAAGGAUGAGGGGCAAAAAGAAAGAGAGAAAGAAAGAAAAGAAAAUAGAACGAAAAAAGAAAUAACGUAAGGAGGGAAAAAGGAAGGAAUGAAAAAAGAAUAAAUAAAUGAGAGGAAAGAAUAAAAAAGCCAAAAAGAAACAAAAAGAGAAAAAAAAGAAAAAAGGGAAAAAUAAAGGAGACAAGGAAAGAAAGAAAGACUGUAUAAAGAGAAAGGAAAAAGGAAAAGAGGAUAGAAUGAAUGAAAGACGAAAGGAAGAAAAAAAAGCCAAAAAGAAAGAAAGAAAAAAGUAAAAAAGAAAUAGAAAAAAGGUUGAAAGAUUGAAAUAAGAAAUGACAAAAAAAGAAAGAAAGAAGGAAAAAAGUACAGAGGAUAAAAUAAGGAAAAAGAGAAAACAGAAAGAAAGAAAAAACAAAGAAAAAGGGAAAUAAAGUAAAAAAAAAUAAAAAAUAAGAUAGAGAAGAUAAAAGAAAGGAAAAGGAAAGAAAGACAGAAAGAAGAAAGUAAAGAAAGAUAGACAGAAAAAAAGUAAAGAAAAGAAAAAUGGAAAAAAGUAGAAAAUAUGACAAGAAAGAAAAAAGAAAGAAAAAAAAGGAAAAAGGAAGGAAAGAAAGAGAGAAAAGGAGAAAAAGAGUUAUGAAAAAGAAAGGAGUAAAAGGAAAAGGAAAGAAAAGAGAGAAAAGAAAGAAGAAAAGGAAAGAAGAAAGGAAAGAAAAGAGAGAAAAGAAAGAAGAAAGGGAAAGAAAAGAGAGAAAAGAAAGAAAAAAAGGAAAGAAAAGAGAGAAAAGAAAGAAGAAAAGGAAAGAAGAAAGGAAAGAAAAGAGAGAAAAGGAAAGAAGAAAGGAAAGAAAAGAGAGAAAAGAAAGAAGAAAGGGAAAGAAAAGAGAGAAAAGAAAGAAAAAAAGGAAAGAAAAGAGAGAAAAGAAAGAAGAAAAGGAAAGAAGAAAGGAAAGAAAAGAGAGAAAAGAAAGAAGAAAGGGAAAGAAAAGAGAGAAAAGAAAGAAAAAAAGGAAAGAAAAGAGAGAAAAGAAAGAAGAAAAGGAAAGAAGAAAGGAAAGAAAAGAGAGAAGAAAAGAAAAGAGAGUUGUUUGUACUGAGGAGAUCAGAGGGAGAAUUUCUGCAACAGUAGGAGAGCGAUCAGCAGAGACGGAGAAACGAAGAGAGAGAGUUGGAGUAUCUGGAGAGGCAGAGAGAGACCAAAAAAGAACAGGGAGCGGUGAAAGCAGUGGGAGGGAGGUGAAGAAGAGGAGGAGGAAGAGGAGGAACAAGAGGAGGAGGAGGAGAGGGAGGAGGAGGAGAUAAGAAAAGUGUAAGUUAAACAGAGGUGCAGAUCUGCAGAGGGCUGACUGAUGACCGCCACUGUCAUGUCGUUUGAGAGCGAGUUAAUAUACGUGAUAAUCCUCACAGGACAGUGAGAGAGAGAGAGAGAGAGAGAGAGAGAGAGAGAGAGAGAGAGAGAGAGAGAGAGAGAGAGAGCGCAGAGAGGGUCAAGAAUCACACUUUCAGUAAAAUGAGAGAAAAGAGAGAAAGUUCUGAUCAAAUCUGGAGCAGAUCUACAUAAACCAGAGUUACUCAUGGACCUUUAAUUUCUGAGAAACACUGCAGAGACACUUCCUCUGAGUUUGGCUGUUCGGACUCACAAUCUUACAGUUUCUUCUCACUACUCUCUUCACCACUCUGUCCAAUCACACCUGGCAGCUCAACAGAAGAAACUCUGAUCCACGCUCUGCGCCCAGAGAGUUCAUGACUAUCUGAUGAACAAACCGAGUGUUUAGAGAGCUCGUCUCUCUCUGUUGGCUGAGACAAAGGCAGCGCUAAAAACCACACUGUGUGAACGCUGGAGCACGCUCAGAACGCCGCCACCACUUUCACUCCCAUAGAGUCGUUUUUUUAACAUGUUAGCCUGAGUUUGAGAAGUCUGGUUUAGUCCAGUUUCAGUCAGACUAAGGCUGAAUCUUAAUUGUCACUCUUUACUCUUUCCCCCUCUUAGAAACGAGACGCCACUCGAUUCCUGCUACGUCAUCAUGACUUCCUGUUUGCAGUGAAUUUGUCGGUCUGACCUCAGUGUAGCUGUCAAUAGCUUUAGCUUUGUUGGUUAACAACACUCUGCAGAAAGGAAAGUCACUAGUGACUGUCGUAAAAGUCGCUACAAGUCGCUAGAUGACGUCAGCGCCUGAUUUGUAUAAUUUCUCAGGCAACCUCCCUCCCCCCAUUGGAAGAGUAACAUCGAUAACGGCUUUCAUGUCAGAGUCACUAAACUCCAGAAAAAGUCACACGAUCUGAAAACAAAGCUCCUUUCACACCAGGACGUUAUUUUCGUGCGAUUAUUUCAGACGUCAAUAUUUUUUUUUCGAACCCGUAUCCUGUCAAUACAAGCGUUCACAUCAGCGACGUUUUCCCGUUCUGUGAUAUUUCGGCAUUCAUUUUUCCGGAUCACGGUCGACUUUUCUAAAGUUUUACAGACUGUGUGUCCACUUCUGACCAAUCAGAUUUCGUGUUGUUGUGAUGUCAGAUUCACCGGUAUAUCCAACAUGGCCGACCGGCUGAUUGUUUACGUGUCGGAGAACAGAGUGAUUUUUGAUAAAAGACACAAACAUUACAAAGAUAACGACCUGAAGGACGACUUGUGGAGAGUCAUAGCGUCGGAUUUCUCAUCUGACGAUGGUUUGUGAGCUUUAACAGUUUGAUAAACGUCUUUGUUUGAACUUUCAUCUGUGCUAAGUAACUUUAGCUCUAAGCUAACCUGUUCAGGCCCCGGUGUGUAAGGACCUUAACUCUCUGGGGAGGGUCUGAAAAGUCCCUAAAUCAAGCGUCAAAGCUGCUAGGUUGGCAACACUGCUCAUACUGCAUGAUUUUAAAAUGCAAACAACUCAAAACAUCGCUAAUAUUCACGGGGAGCAGCAAAGGAUUGAAUAUCUGAGAAGAAAUAUCAGCGUCAUUACUAUGAAAAUUUGGCUUUGAAGUGAGGUCUCGGUUUGUCUUCGUUUCUAGGGCUUUGUACCUCUUACCCUUAACCUUACGCAGAAUUAGGACGUCCCUUUACUUGACGUGAACGUGCAAAAACAAGGGCUAAGGGGUAGAGUUGAGAUUGUCCCGAAGUUUCAGGUUGUUAUGAUUGGGCUACCUCAGAGGUGUGUCACACACCAAAACAAUCGACAAACAAGUUAGAUUUACUGUUUCUACCUCAAACUGUGAAGAUACAGACAACUCUUCAACUUUCACGUCAAAACCUGGUUUGUAAAUCGUGCUAAAGUUCGGUUUCAGCGUUUUUAAGCAUGUUUGUAGUGGGCGAGUGUUGGACUUGUGGAGGCAUGUGAUUGGAGGGAUUGGCUCUAUUAAUAGAUUUUAAUUUCAUCAUAUGGAACAAAAAACGUAGUUCCCCCAUGGGGCUGAGGAAACCCCAUCAGAGCCGAUAAUAACUGCACAUUUUAAUUAACAAUGCUAAUUAUAUGACUGCAAAUUCUUCCUCAAAAUCAGGUAUUAUUAGGGGCGUGGUUUAGUUGACUGACAGGUGGGCACAGGCUGAUGGUUGGUCAGUGUUUACAGUAUGGCAGCUGCUACCUUUGGGGUCAUCUCAGGUGUUUUUAGGAGAGAGGAGAGACAGUGGAUGGGGUUGGGGAGGAGGGUCCAGUCUAGUGACCUCGUGGCGUUGGAUUGACCCUCUGAGUUCAUCAGUGAUGAUGACAGACAGCAUAAAACUUCAAACAAACCCCGCCUCGUCAGGGGCGGGUCUAACCUCCUAACGCCCUCCCAUAGAGCCAGGACUGCUGCUUAAGUAGUGAGUGACACAUGCAUCUGCACAGACGGACGUCUCCCAGGCUAACUAAAGAGGACCUCAUGUAAGUACCUCUCAUUCUGUCGUGGAGUAAAAAAGUUUCAUAUUUUAGAUGCAGUUUUACUUUAAAUCAUUUCACUGCUGUGUUAAAACUCUGAAAGUAGAAACAUUAAUGAUUUAUGUCCACGUUCGAUUUAAUUUUACAGGAAAGUUUGAAGUCAGGGAGCGUUUCUCUAAUCUGUUGUUAAAGUCGACGUGGUGCCAGGUCUUGUUCCUGUUCAGGCACAGACACCAAAACUGAGUAAAGAAGUUUGGGAAAGAUCACGGUUUGAGUUAAGAGUCGUGUUUUUAUUACAUAAGAAACGUUAUGUAAAAUACUAAACUGAAAAGGUCAUCAUCGACUGGAAGUUUCUCAGAGAAAACUAACUCUGCUCUCCUGAUUUUAAGCAUCUUCUCGACCAUCCUGACCUUUUCCCCGCACAGACUCUCUCCCUCCUCUUCUGUAAACAUGAACAUGUGAGCAUGAAAGGCUGCACGUCUCAGAGUGUGUGCGUGCAAAUGAGCGUGUUUAGAUCCAUAUGCAGAGAGAAUAAGUAAGGCUGAUGGCAGAUUAAUGAAACUGAGGGAGAGGGAUUAACAGAUUAACACACGCUGAAAAAAAAGCACACAUGCACUUUCUUAGAUUUCAAAGCUGCUAUUUUUAAUACAUUAUCCAGACAUAGUUUUAUUCUACUGUUGACCUGCUGUUGGCUGCAAUUCAUGGAUGAUGUGAAAAUGUGUUGGAGGCGAUAAGAUACUAUCUCCAACACAAACAGAGUCAUUCCUUCUGUUUAUACUAUAUCUGCUUCCUCUCCGUCCCUUCACUGAUACAGGACAUACAUUUAGGAGUUGUUGGUUCCCUCUAUUAUUGAUCGAUGAUCAGUCUUCUGUUUCUUUUAUUUUGGCUGAAAUUAGUUCAGCAGACACAGACUCACAGUCUGACUUGACUCCGAAGUUUUGAUUGUGGACGCCUUAAUUAGCUGUCAGAAGAACAACAGCAGCCCACUUUGGUUUAAUUAACAGCUCCACGAACCCCACAGGUGUUUUCCACUGUUAUUAAAAACUUAUGUGCUGUGCUGCACGAGGGGAACUGAUCACUCGUUAACUGUAGUUAGUCCCAUCCCAACAGACGCAGCGAGGUGAGAAGUAGACGAUCAGAGAUGUGGACCGUGUCACAGUUCAUCACUUCAUCUUUUCUUAUGCUGGGUUUGCUUCCAUCACUGGUGUAUGAGUUUUCACUCUCCAUGUUUACAUGUCCAAAAUUUCUUAAUUGCAAAAUCUAAUAAUCUGAUCAUGACGUGUGUAAAUAUGCACUAAGUCGUCUAAUUUCGCUAAAACAACCACAGAAGAAGAAGAAGAGUUGUAUUUACGUCUGCACUGUCAACAAACCAACAAACGCUGCAGUGGAUCACUCCGUCCAAUUCAGGAUUUUCCCCUCUGUUAAAUGUCGUCUCUAGAUGGCGCCCUUGUGUACUUAUUUUACGGUCCUGUCAAAGGUUGCUCUGUGCGUACAGAUGUGACAUCAUCACGCUGUUUGUACGCCUCGUUAUGUUACCGGAGGAGCAGACACGACACCUGCGGUCAGAGUGUUCAUAAUGAAAUCUCCUGAACUGACCUCAAUAAAUCAACGAACGCUAAAGAGUGAAGAUCGAGUCAGGUUAGAGAGUCACGAUCGGAAUAAGUGUCUACAUGAACGUGUUUCGGAAUAACGAUCGGCAUAAACCACUCCUCUUGAUCGGAAUACAAAUUCUUUCUAAUUGAGCCGAAUUGGAUCGGAAUCUUCCGAUCGACAUGUUAACAUGACACUUUUUUAUUCCGAUCAGGCGUUUAUUCCGAUUCUUUGUGUCCAUGUAAACGCAGCUGUCAAAAUCGCUCCAAAAUGACGUUUGAAUAUUCGUUCUAAAAAUAACACGUAGGUUCGAUCAUAUCCGAAUAUCUCGCUCACACAGCUUAAAUAUAACUUUAUCUCGAUCAGCAUUUUUCUGUCUACUGUGUCCGCCAAAAAUCUGAAGAAUUUCCAAACGGAGCUUCGAAAGUUCGUUGGAGUCCAGACCGCUCUCUCUGAUUUUGGCCCCGAACAUCCCGCCAUCUCUCUCUGCGUGUGCCACAGACGGUUUUUGUGGAGUCUCACUGCAGGUGCAGAUCCCCUGACCUGUCCUUGACCUGUCCCUGACCUGUGGUUAUAGUUCGCUCACUCGCAAAGCAGCCGCUGUUUUUUUUUUUUUUCGUUUUUUUCCCACUCAGUUUUUUUCCAGCUGUUUAUUUAAUAUCUUAUAAUUUUCACACCCAAUAUAUAUAUAUAUGUAUAUAUAUAUAUAUAUAUAUAUAUACAUAUAUAUAUAUAUAUAUAUAUACAUAUAUAUAUAUAUAUAUAUAUAUUUGACUUUAUAAUAUUCAUCGACAGCCCUGAUUCUUAUCCUUCUCUGUUCUCUGCCGUCUUUACUGAUGCUAUCCCCGCCUUGUCUUCUUAUGUCUACAGACGAAAAGUGGGGGAGGUGUAUGUCGCAGGUUAUGCAUGAAAAGUUCACAAAAAUCAGGGCCAGCAGAUAAACUAUUAGAUUUGAUGUAUAAUUGCUCGAUAAAUUUCUAACAGGCUGUAUGUUGCCGAUCUUUCUCAGGUCUCAUAGUUUUCACACCGAUGUCAUAAAAACAGAGACAGGAAGCUGUAGGGGACGGAUAAAACCUGACUUCUGACCUCAGUAGGAAGCAAAAGGGACGUUGUUAUGCAAAAAUCUCUCAACAGGACCUUUAUAGGCGAGUACCGAUGCUUAACAGGAGCUUUGGUGCCUCCGUGACAACGAUGGUCGUCACUCAAACCCACUUAUGGUGAUCCAGGUCAGCCACAUUCUCAAUAAGGUUUAAUAUCUUUUUUAUCUGAAUAAAAAUAUAAGGUUGGGAAACAAACAGUCGGCUGAAAUAUCAAAGAAAUGUCGAUGAAGUUUAUCUGAGACACGCUGAUGAAUGAGUGGAUGAAUAACGAUCGUGCUAACCCUUUAAAACUGGAGCUUGUGGUCACAGACUCCGGAGUUUGGACCUCGAUCCGAUGAUCUGAUGAUCUGAUGCUCUGGUCGUGUUUGAUCGGAGGUACAGUGAUCACCUUCUCAAUACCAAAGCAGAGUUCAUCUAAAUCAGUCAUAAAGGAAGCAGCCUUUACUUUAAUAUUACUCAGCUGCUCCUCUAAAAUCGGUCUUUGACGUCCUCUUCCGACGCUCAGAGUUGGAUUAUUAUGUCUCUGUCCGGUUUGGUUGUCUACCUGAGUCGGUCCCACAGAAGGUUCUGUGUGCCGGUCUACCUCCUGUGCCCAGUAAAGAGCUGCACUCUAAAUCGAGCCACACAACCCUUGGGUUCAGCCGGGCCCAGGAGCAAUCAACUGGUUCAAUUAGACCGGCGCCGGCUCCACCUUAAUGAGCUCGCUGAACUCUCAGCUCGUUAGUUUGGCGACAGGGAGGUGAAGAUUUGAAUUUAGAUCUUUUUUUUUCCUCCUCGUCAAACAGAAGAACGUCUUUAAGUACGAAGACUUCUGUAAGAGAGGGAUCAGAGGAGGGUACGCACGUUUAGGGGACUUUAACCUCAAUCCCAGAACAAUCAGAAUUAAUAGGUUUGCAGCUCAACUGUGCAGGUCUGAUCUUUAGUACUUCCUCCAGUUCAGUUUGAUCCAGUCUGAACGUGAUUGAGGGGGGGGAGGCUGAUCUGACUCAGAGGUGAUGAAGUUGGAGAUGUUUCCUCCUCCUCUUCCUCGUCUGGGUUGGUUUUCGGUCCACAAAGUUUGGUGAUGAAACUGAGAAUAUUUCAAACUUAAAUUUGGAGAUGAGUUUCUUCAGUCCCAGAGAAAAGUUUUCGGUCUCAUGAACCGUCGUUAUCGGUAUCAGCCCAGACAAACGAAUAUCAGUCUAAAAGGACCACCUGACAACCAAAGUGGGUCUUUACUGGACAGCAGUGUUAGCGCUGAGCUGUUAGCAGUUACCAAACGACUAGGACCGGACGAUUAUAUGAUCGGGAUUAAAGACCGCGAUAAAUAUCAAUUUGAUCACAGUGAUCAGCUGUGAGCGUGUUUACUCGAUCAAACAUGGCGGAAAUGUGCGUCACAACAGAGAGAGCCGAGGGCAGAAAAGUAGAUGUCAGCCACGAGUCUGAGUCAUCCUCAGUCCCAAGAUGUCAGAUCCUCAGACGCCAUCGUUGAGAAGAAAAGUUAUUCAACUCCGUUUGUGUGUCGGUGGUUUGGGUAUCUCCAAAGUGACGUCGAGUAAUUAUACAGAUGUGUAAAGUAUGUUGGCGGUCGGUGCCUCAAAAACCGACAACACAACAGAUCUGUUUAAUCUUCUGAAGAAGUUCUUCCUGUUUGUCUGACUGAUAAUCCGACUUUCACCUUAAACAAAGAUCAGAGCUUCAGACAAAGACGUGGAGAGAGAGCCGAGUUUCAUCACUGAGCAGAAAGGUCACCACAGGGAGGGUGGAGGAUGUUGAAGUCGGGUGGGGUGAGGUGUUGAUCAAUCGUGAGUGUAAGAAGAUCAUUGUUGAGAAAUCAGUGACUUCAACAGGCUCAAAGGUUCACUCUAAAAAGUGAUCUGAGUUCAUGAAAAUCUCCUCGUUCAGAGUUUAUGAUCCUCCAGUUUGACUCUGUGUGAUUUUCACGACCAUCCCUGAACUCUUGAAGAUGAUAUCAGCGGUGGAGUUGAACAUCAGAGCGCUGUGGUCGUAUUUCUGCUGCUGUGGAGACGGACUGAGUGGACCUGCAUAUCUGACAGGUCUUUAUCUAAAACUGGAUCUGGUCUCUGCCUGGUGGCUCUGAGCCUGAGUUGAUUAGGGACCUGCUGGAUUUUCAAUUUUCCAAUUCGGAGUUGCGUUUUUUUUUAAUCCAAUUUUGCACCUCAUCUCUUCUCCUCUUUCUCUCCUCCUCUCCACCUCUGCUCCUUCAUCUGUCCCUCCUUCAUUUUGUCACAUCAGAAAAAGAAAACCGGCGUUCUGCUUCUGCUCGGCACAUCGACCUCGUUUGACGCUUACUUAUCCUACAGUUUGAGGUUCAGCCUGAGCGAACAUGAAAUCAAGUGUUGGUGCAUAAAAACACAAGCGUGCAGCAGUGAGGGACAUGAACGCAGUCUCCUCGUGUCCAUCAGGCACAGAGCAGACACUGAUCAGGGUUUGGACGGAGACUAAGAGACACAAGACUCAAGACAGGACCAACACAGCCACACAGAGGGGGGCCGGUUUUUUCUGAGAGAGAGCGAAAAUAAAUGUUGAGUAGGCUGACUGCUUCGUGAGUUGUGCACACCACUGUUUUACUUUUGUGUGGGAGAGAGAGAGAGAUACAGAGAGAGAGAGAGAGAGAGAGAGAGAGAGAGAGAGAGAUACAGAGAGAGAGAGAGAGAGAGAGAGAGAGAGAGAGAGAGAGAGAGAGAGAGAGAGAGAUGUAGCUGCUGCUCUUGGUUUUACAGUAAAACACCGCUGGAGUGAGCAGCAGCAGAGAAACAGCGAGUUUGUGUUUCAUGUGUGAGCAAUCGCUGCACCUUCUUCAUGUGUAGAGCGAGGUUAGGAAGAGUUAAACGAUCCUGCAGAAGGGAUAAAGCGCACAGAGUUCAAGAGCUGCAGAAACCUGCACACACACACACACUUCACCUGCAGACAUGUUCUCACAUCACAGGGUUUAUCAAGAGCAGACGUGACCCGCAACACGGCGGAGCAAAGGCGACAAACACGCAAACACUGAGCUGUGCUGUUACUCAGGUAUCGCUGUUUUCAGCUGUGUCCUCACAUCCUCCGUAGAGCGAGUGAAGACAGAGUUACAGAGGAAAAUAACAACGAGAUUAAUCUGGUUUAUAAAACUUUAGGGGGGAUGAGAAUCAUUAACACAGAUAUUUAAGUGAGAGCAGUAAAGGAACAGGAGAUUUGGUGUCAGCGAGAUGUUUCAGAAUCGUUAGGAAACCAGUUUCAGAGUCACCUUUGUCAUGUUUCAUAAUCCACCAAGUGGUCAUGAUCAGGAACUGCAGGUGGACCAGUUCAGCGUUGUAAAAUGGAAUAGAACAUGUUGCUUUGAAACGUGUGUAUGUUGCUCAGCAUCCUUAUAAACGCUGCAUUUAUUACAUGUCUGAAGAUGAUUUAGAAACUUCUCCAGGCUCUGAUUAAAAACAUCCUCUAAGUAGGGCUGCAUGAUUAAAGCCAAAUAGUUUUUCUCUGAAAACUUCAGUGUCAACUUCACCAAACUUCACUUUAAUAAAAAGUUUUUCUAUCGUCUCUAUGAAAACGAUGUAGUUCAUAUGCCAAGCCAGUAAGUGGCGCUGUAACAGAUUUAUUCACUCUCUGACCCGUUUUUUAAAAGUACCGUUUACAGUCACCUGAAACGCCGAUACGACAAAAAACUUUAGCGUUUCCUCCUGAAUUAGUUUCCAUGGUGACGGGUUGAUACCGCCUUCAGACAGACUUUACAGCGGGGAGUGGUUUACUCUUCAUCUGAAACUGUGAAGUCGUACCAAUUCAACACGACUGACUCGCUCUUGUCCUAUUUAACCACGAAAUUAUCGCCUUCUUUAACAAACGCCUGCAGGAAGGGGGAGGAGCCUACGGUGGCCUGGAGGGGCGAGACAUGAUAGAGAGGAAAACCGAUUUGAUGAUUUUAAUUUUUUGACAUCGUGAUAAUCAAAUAAUCUGAUUAUGAUCUAAAAUCGAUUGAUCGUGCAGCCCUACCUUACAGGUUCUUUCUUCUCGUGUGUUCGGACAGAGAAGGAUUUCAGCUCCAGAGCAGGAACUCAAACCGUAACACCUGACCUGCUCUCUCUCCACGUCUUUGUUUGAAGCUCUGAUCUUUGUUUAAGGUUAACGUCGGAUUAUCAGUCAGACAAACUUCAGGUUAAAGGUCACUAAGUCGUAGUGAUGAUGGUUCACGUCAUGCCAUCAAAAGGACGGAGGUGAAAAACUGCUUACAGCUGAAAGCACAUUUACAAAUUUGUCUUCUUGGAUGAUUAAACAGAUUAUUGUCCCGCUAAACUCUGUAGUUAAAGCUGUUAGAGCUACACAACCUUUACCACGAGGUGAGACGACAACAAACGUGUAUCUCUGCACCGGGUCAGUGUUGGAAGGGAGGGUGUGAAGGGAAUCAAAAUGAGAGAGAGCGAGAGAGAGAGCGAGAGAGAGAGAGAGAGAGAGAGGUUAUUAUGAUGGAGAGAGGAACACAGGAAUUAAAAAUGAAGUGAAGCGAGGCGGAAACUAUUGAUGAGGUCGACGGAGUCACAGGAAAGAGGGAGGAGAAAACGUGCGCCGCAGCGUUUACCGAGUGAAGCCACCCUCCUGAGUCGAUGCGCGGCUGCGGUGUGAUGUUUCUGUCGGCGUGUUUUUCCUCCGCCGUGUUUGUGGGUCUGACAAAAUGUUGAAAUGCAGUGGGCAUGAGGUGAUGGAGUCAUGCCAAGGGUGCUGACAGGAUCAUGUGAUGUUUCUCGGGGUGAUGGAGUGCACUCUGCGUGGUCGUUUGACUUUAAAAAAGUUGUUUCUCUGUGGGUGGCGAUGAGGAUCGUAACCAAAGCAACAACAACCAAAAAAAAGAGAAGUGUAAAUACCUCGGCCCUGGGGGAGGAGAAGAGGUCCAUCUUUGGUUUGACUGUCUUCCUAAAGAGAGACAAAGAGACACUGAGUGUUAAUGAUCAAACCUGAGGGAACCCUCACUCAUUCACAUGAUGUGACUCAGCUGUUUCAGACUCUCAUGAUCAGGUGACUGCUCCACUACCUGGAUGUAAACAUUCACAGACGACAGAUGAGGAACAACACGACUUCAGCUUAAACGACUGAAACUCAAUUAUGAACAUCCUCCAGACUUUGAAGCUCAUUAUGGUUUAUGAGAAACUCCAGACAUCCAACAACUACCAGACGUACGUUCCUGUCGAUCAAUAAAGUUCCUGAUCAACUUGUGGUGAAUACUAGUCAGUGCGAGUGUCAGCUGCACCAAUCACGAUCGAGCUGAGAGUUAUGAUGUUUGUUUACUCUGAAGUAGGGCUGCACAACUUAUCGAUUUUAAAUCAUAAUCGGAUUAUUUGAUUAUGACGAUGUUAAAAAAAUCAAAAUCCUCAAAUCGAUUUUCCUCUCUUUCGUGCCUCCAGGCCACCGUAGGCUCCUCCCCCUUCCUGCAGGCGUUUGUUAAAGAAGGCGAUAAUUUCGUGGUUAAAUAGGACAAGAGCGAGUCAGUCGUGUUGAAUUGGUACGACUUCACAGUUUCAGAUGAAGAGUAAACCACUCCCCGCUGUAAAGUCUGUCUGAAGGCGGUAUCAACCCGUCACCAUGGAAACUAAUUCAGGAGGAAACGCUAAAGUUUUUUGUCGUAUCGGCGUUUCAGGUGACUGUAAACGGUACUUUUUAAAAACAGGUCAGAGAGUGAAUAAAUCUGUAAACGACGACCAUUUCAUCUCCGUGUGGAUGUCUAUCUGCAUCUCUGGAAACGGUCAUGUGACACACAGAGGAACUCUUUUAUGGCACCUGCGCGAGUCCGACUAAAACAACAUUUCCUGUGCAGCGUUACAGCGCCACUUACUGGCUUGGCAUAUGAAGUAGAUCGUUUUCAGAGAGAUGACAGAAAAACUUAAUUUUAAAGUGAAGUUUGGUGAAGUUUUCACUGAAUAAAAAAAACAAAAAAAUCGAGUUUUCAGAGAAAAAAAAAAAAAUCAGGAUUUUUUUUUUUAUCGUGCCGCUCUGCUCUAAAGUCACACUGACUGUCAGAAACAUGUUUAAGAUGAUAAAUCAGAUUAAAAACACAGAAUUAAAGCUCCUGUGAAGAUUUUUGGGUUUGUGUUUAUUUUGGCGCCCCCCUCUGGUCAAAUAAGUCUUUGCUAAUGUUGACCUGUGCGAGCCGCAGCUGAUCUUUGAGUGAAAAUCUAAAUAUUGCUGAUGUCUGAUCGUCACAUUCAUCAUUUAUUUAAUUAUUCAACAUUAUAAGGACAGAAGAAGUGAGGGAACAUUCGCUUUCUGUAACGGACACAGAAACAGAGGAAGUCCUGAGAGUCUAAAUUUGCAUCACUUCCUGUUGAGAGCGCCCUGCUUUACCACAUACCCUCCUGGUGUAACCUGACCACAGGGGGGUGAGCCAAUCAGAGGGCUGGAAGCCGUUAUGAAUGAGGAAGUGUGGCGUGAAAACGGAAAACAGGAGUUUUCUCUGUGACAAACUGAAGAGCGUUUUCUGCUUCAGUGCUUCAGAUGAAACAUCAGCGGAGCGUCUUCACUCAGAAAAGACUCGUACUGAGGUGACAGUAGAUGUUAGUGAAGGAACCUGAGUAUCAAAUAUCACUGAGGAUUAGUCUGUAUUUAAAGUCUUUGCUGCUAAAAUCAAAAUAGGUUUUUAAGGCUUGAAUCUAAAAGGUCGUUUGACUCUUUUCUUCCCCGUCGUGGUCAAAAACUUGGACGAUGGACUUGACUUCAUUGAUCUUAUAUUUGUCCUCUAAAAGUUUGAUCAGCUGCAAACAGGAAGUUCAAACCUGCUCAGUCUGCUGCAAACACUCGAAACGUUUCAUAACCUGUUUGAGAAAAACACGCCGAGCGUCAUCCGUCCAUCAGGGAGGAGACGCUGAGAGGCUGUUGGAGGGGCGGGUAACUGACAGGAAACGUGCUGCAGGUCGAUCAGCUGUGACAACUACCAAAGAGGUGUAAUUAAGUGACAUUAUUCAAUCAAUCUAAUCAAUAAUAUGAUCACGCACACAGAGACAGAGCGUGCAUGUUACGCUCCACUCUCUCUCUACGCUGAAGUCGUCUUUCUGAAUCACUAAAAUCAGUUCACUAAAAAGAUUCGUUCAAAAGAUUCGUUCACUGAAUCACUGACUCUGGUUCAGGUUUUAGUGGUCCAAAGUGGGUCACGAAUUAGCAGCUGUCACCUUCAAAAUCAGGAGGAUUUCCUGAAUCAAUGAUUGUCAAGAUUACAGAUUAUGGUUCAGUUCUUCACACAGACCCCCUGCUUGUUAAGCUACUAGAUUGAUUUGACUAUAAGGACCCAAAUUCAGGAAAUAAAAGCUGAACAAACUGACAGACAAACCGGCGUUCAUCGAUAUUUCAGUCGUUUCUCAUUUGUUCAAAGCUGCAAACAGGAUCUAAUCCAGCUUCUAACCUCAAAUGUUGUUUGUGUCGGUGAAGUUUAUGUAUCAAUAUCACUAAUUAUCAUCAAAAAUCACUAUUUUUAAUCAUGUUAUUUAUCAUAGAGCUGGUUCAUCAGCAGGAACACACCUCGUUAACCUCCUCACAUGUUACAGAGACCUCAGGGGCCGGAUCACGACCAUAAUCAUAACCAUCAUCCAUCCUCAGCUAAUAUCUUUAUCUACUCUGGGAUUUAAAGGUGUUUUCACUGGAGGUCUGACCGUCCAGAGGAGACAGGGGGGGGGCCUACUGAAGCUCUGUGACUCAGCUGACCCCCCACACUCCUCGGUACACGGAGGUUCAUAAAGACUCCAAUAAAGGUCUGGACCCCCGUUAACUCUGAGUCUCAUUAGCUCUCUUUUAGGGAACAGUUUCUAUGAAGCUAAGGGGGUCCGCCUGCAUGUUGAGCGUCUCUCCCUGUCCCUGCAGGGUCGGGGGGUGGGGCUUACACUUUUCGGGUCGGUGGCCGGAGACGCCUGAGGGCUCUUGGCUGGUGCUCACUGUCCUGGUCCGUCUGGUAGAAAAACAUCCUGAGAGCCUCGUCCAGCAGAAACCAUAUCGGCUGACCCAACAACCCCUGAGAGCGAGAGAGAGAGAGAGAGAGAGAGGGAGAGAGAGAGAGAGAGAGAGAGAGAGAGAGAGGAUGGGAGAGAGAGAGAGAGAGAGAGGGAGAGAGAGAGGAUGAGGUGAAGUGAAGAUGUGGCGACAGGUAAGAUGGAGGACGGAGACAAACCGAGUGAAUGAAGUCCACUGAGACAGAAGGGUGUAAGGAGAGUGGGAGAGUGGAGUGGUGGGAGAUCGGCGCCAUAAAGAUGGAAGGAGUGAUGAGAUGAGUUAGAGGAGAUGAAGCGAACAAGAUUACAAGAGCAAGGCGAGCGAAGGCGAGAUGAGAAGCAUGUAGGUUGCGGGGAAAAAAAAAAAAAAAAAGAGCAAAGCAGAAAAGAGAAGUGAGUGAGUGGGAGAAAGAGAAGCUGAUGGUGUUUUUAGCGAUGGAGCAACAGUGAAACAUGUCAAAAGUCCCGCAACUACAGUCAGUCAGACGUGAUGUGGGCACAGGGCAGAGCAGAGAGAAGAGAGCAGCUACGCCUACAUGGUGAGCUCCAUCUGCAAACUACAGCUGAAAUAUCCGAGUCAGUGCUUAUCCACCUACAGCAUCGCUCAGCCCACCAAGUUUGGAGGCUCCUGCACUGCAGCUACAAAAGACACGCCAGCAUGCCAACGAUUCAGAGAGAGAAGAGCAGCAGGAUGAGAGUCACAUGAUUACCUUCAUGUACAUGUUGAGAUCAGGGAUCCUGCUCUCUGCGAUCUCCUGCUUGUUGCCGAUGAAGACUUUCCCUGCAGAGAGGAAGGUGCAGGGUUUAGAUGUGAGCGUGCACAAACAGAUGUUUUCUGGAGCGUGCACGGAGAGCUAAAACAAGGUGAUCAUCUUCAUCAUGCAUGCAACGGUUAUUUCAGACUCCUCAGUCAGUGUUUCCGCCUGGCUGCAGUUCAAUGACUCUUACAGUCUGCAGACCGUCAAACUCAAAGGUUCCCUCUGGAGUUUCAGAGAUGGACGAGCUUCCAGGCGAUCCACGACUCGGCUGACUGACAGUUAUUGACAGUGAUGAGUAAAGAUGCUCAGACACACAGAAAUCUGCCAGCAGGUUAAAGGACUUGAUGUGGUUUUUUCCCUGCUCCUUUAGAAUAACGCGGCCCCUUCAAUCUCCACAUUUCCAGCAUAUAUAACAGGCAGGUGUGAGUUUUUCUUUUUCUCUCUCGGUGCAUCAGGAUUAGAUCAUGAGUGGGAAUCGCCAAAGUGGCGCUCUGGUUCGGUGAAAUGAAAAAGCAGCCAGAGGUAGUGAGACAUCCUGGUAUUACGGAGGCACACUUGGUCUGUUCACAGCGGUCUGAGAUGGAAAAAGUCAUUUUCUACGUUUGAGAGAAAAACAACAUUAUGAUGGAGGUUUGUGACGUGUGAAAAAGGGAAACUUGCAAAAGAAUCGUAAUGAUAAUGAUGUCUGUUUAUCACUGUCCGAUUACUGCUGAUAUCAGCAAGUUUUUCUAUCGUCUCUCAAACUAAACCACUGAAAAUAAUGUAGUUCAUAUGCCGAGACAGUAAGUGGCGCUGUAACGCUGCACAGGAAAUGCAAAAAAAAAAGACAGAAGAAGAGUACAGAGCGCGUGUAAAAAGGUUGUUUUGGUCGAACAUGCUCAGGCGCCAUAAAAGAGCUUCGCUGUGUGUCACAUGAUCAGAAAGGAGGAGGAGUCUAUGGUGGCCCAGAGGCGCGAGACAUGAUGGAGAGGAAAAUCGAUUUGAGGAUUUUAAUUUUUUUAACAUUGACAUAAUCAAAUAAUCGGAUUAUGAUUUAAAAUGGAUUAAUCGUGCAGCCCUGACAUGAAGUUUAAGAAUUUGUCGUCACCAGAGUGUGAAACACGACGAUAAUUUAAAGUCCUUUUACUCAAUUCUUCACUCAGACAUCAGUACACAGACAAAGACCUACUGAUAAUAGAAUCAGCUGAUUUCAUUAAAAACAGCUCUAUAGUUUUUAUGUCUAUGCUGUGAGCAGACUGGGACUUCUGUUUCUGGCUGCCGGUCUCACGAAGCGAGUGGGUUUGCAGCGAGUCGCUACUUCAAUCAUGUGAACUAACGCUCCAGAUAUUUUCAGGAAAACUUCGUUCCUGUUUAUUUCUGACACCACAGCAGGUCCAGUUAAAACGGACCCCCCCCCCCCCUCCACCUGACUCUGCCGUUAAAUCCAGUUCAGCACCGUCUUAAUGACCCUCGGCCGCAGCAUCCAGCCCUGCUCUCCUCUCCUCUCAGUUUCCAUCCUCUCGUUCCCUCUUAAGCAUGAUAAGUCAUUCACUCACUGGCAGGCACAGAUCCACUCGUUUCCUCACUCACAGAUGAAUCACUCACUCAUCGCUCACCUUUCACCAUCAGCCGGGACCUCGCUGAAGAAAAAAGAAACGCUCUCCUGACCUUGAAUCGAUCGUACCAGAGCUUCUGUUUUGGAUUAUAUCAUCCAUAUGAUAUUCAGCACAAAGGUCACAUUAUGAGGAUAUGAGCCGGCGUACAAAGAGAAGGUCUGAGAUGAUGAAAUCUAUUAACCGACACUGAAAGAGGAGAAACAUUUGCUAUAGUUGGUUUCAUAAUUCAGAGUUUAUUCAGGUUUGACCGCACAGAUCUGUCUCCUUUGUUUUUCGUCCUCCCCUCUGUUUCCCUCCUGUCUUUCUUAUUCCCUCUCUAUCCUGAUGAGAUCUGGCAGUGCAAUUAAACCCAUCAGAUCUAAUAUUACCCAGCAGACUCCUCGGUGGCAGACGCUUAAUCAGUUUGUGGGAAAAGUAGAACUUUCUCUAAAUCAAAAGCGACAAUGAGAGAAACUGUCGAAAAGAGUUCAUUAUAAAAAAACAACAAAAUCCUGGAGUUUCAAAAGUUCAACAGUUUCAUUUAGGAAUAAAGAGUUUCAACAAGGACCACAAUGAUUUUACAGAGACUCUAAAGACUAAAAUAGGAUAUAGGGCUCAUGCGCUCCUACCAAACCAAGCGAGAUGAAACGAAGACCAAGAAUAAGAAUCAUGUGGACCUUCAGCUCCGGUUUGGCACACAGCUCAUGGAGGAAACACGGGGGAGACGGAGUGAAGAGAUCAGAGCACAGCAGAGGCUGUGAUUGGACGGUCGGGUUUGGCAGAGGACCACCAAGAACCACGAGGAGAGAGAGAGAGAGGAACCUGCUGGGAUACACAGCAAAUCUAUUUCCUUUAUAUCUAUAUAUCUUCAUUUUCAUUUUCUCAGUAACAGCCGUAACACCUGAAACAGACGAGUUUACAGAGUUGGUCUUAAAUAUCCUAAAUAUCUGUGAGAGGCUUCAGAUGACACCAGAAAUUCAAUGUAACGUGCAAAUAGGGCUGAGCGAUAUGACCUCAAAUCAAUAUCCUGAUAUAUUGAUCAGUUCACCUCGAUAACGAUAAAUGGACGAUAACUACUCCACCAGCUGCUCAGCCCCUCCCACAUUAACUUCGUCUACUUCAGCCGCUCCAACUUUCUCUCCGUCCUCCAUCUCCUCACCUGUCUGUCCCUCUUUGUUACAGACUGGAGGGGGCGGAGUCACGUCUCUGAUGUAGGACAGCGUCUUAAAAGGGACAUGAGACCAUAGCCUACCUACACACAUCCAAAAACAACUUUGAUUUAUUUAUUUACAUCGAAUAUACUGACAAGGGCAAAAUGACAAUGUCAGUUAUAGACGUAAAUUUCUGUAAAUUUCUGUAAAUUUUGAGUUUAUCGUCCAGCCCUACCUUCAGCCAUGUUUGUUUGUCAUCGGGGUGAAAUGACGUCUAAAAACCUUUCACUUGUUCGUCUCCGCCCGUUUGCGGAUGUUUUAUUUUGUGUCUGUCCCCGACUUCCUGUCCAGCUCGGGUUCAUCUGUGCUGAAUUUAUGUCGUGGCGUCCGGAAACUUUGAACCCCGGUGAUCGGCGAUGAAGCCCGCUGAACCGAAGGCGGCAGAAAGAAGUCGGUGGAAUUCUGACGAGUUAACUUGACGUUUUUUUCGCUGCUGUUCGACAUGCGGUGGAAGUUUGGGGAUGACUCCUCCUCUUUUGACAUCUCGCUCCCUUAAAUACUAAACCCCAGACUUAUUUUGUUGGUUCUUGUUUCUUUUGUAAAGUAUGAAGUAUAAGACACACGUUUGAGCACAUUCAUAGAUGGAUGGAUGUUUUCAACGACUUCAUCUCUCUUCUUCUUCUGCUGGUUAUCAUCGUGUAUGAAGGAGGACUCCUGCUGACCUCACAGAUCUGUACCUCAGGGCGGUUACAGAAGACGGAUCGCUCUGCAGAGUUUUGACAUUUAUUGUGACAACAUGUCAGUGAGCUGCAGGUAUUAUUAGACUUCAGCUGUUCUGAGAGGAUUUCAGGGCGUUGAAGGGAGUUGCAUCAGGUGAAGUCAUUUUAAUAGAAGGGGAGUUUGUAGAGAAGUUGACAUUUUCCCUCAGUGGAUCAGGAGCUCAUCAUUAGAGAUGUCUUCAGCUGAUGUUCUGUGCGGUUCCUGGAUAGGUCAUAUUUAAAUGGAUGGGUAUUAGCCAACUCCACGCCUGUUAAAACCUGAUCUUCUGGGUUUUGUUUUGCACAUGUCAGCCUGUCAGGAGAUCUGUCUUCAUUAAUGAUGGCGGCUCAGACCGCAGCCGUACUUCGGAAAAGUGAGAGUGAAGAUUUUAAACAUUCUGGCCUCACAGUGAAACAGAGAAGUAACGGAUCUCCUACUUUUACUCCUUACGUUUCUAUGAGGAGCUAAUGUCUGUCUAACGUGCUGGUUCAAGGUUAAAGGUUAAAGGUUCAAGGUUCAAGGUUCAGAGGCGUUUUAUGAUAGCUAUAAAAGUAAAGAGUGCAAAGAGGUAAAACACAUGUGCUUUUAUUCCUCCUUUAAUAUAAAGUUUUUCCAUCAUCUCUAUGAAAACGAUGUAGUUCAUAUGCCAGGUCAGUAAGUGGCGCUGUAACAGGAAAUGCACCAAAGACAGAAGAAGAGUACAGAGCAUGUGUAUAAAGGUUGUUUCGGCGCCAUAAAAGAGUUCCUCUGUGUGUCACAUGAUCGUUUCCAGAGAUGCAGAUAGACAUCCACACGGAGAUGAAAUGGUCGUCGUUUACAGAUUUAUUCACUCUCUGACCCGUUUUCAAAAAGUACCGUUUACAGUCACCUGAAACGCCGACGAUACAAAAAAAACUUUAGUGUUUCCUCCUGAAUUCGUUUCCGUGGUGACGGGUUGAUACCGCCUUCAGACAGACUUUACAGCGGGGAGUGGUUUACUCUUCAUCUGAAACUGUGAAGUCGUACCAAUUCAACACGACUGACUCGCUCUUGUCCUAUUUAACCACGAAAUUAUCGCCUUCUUUAGCAAACGCCAUGUUUGUUUACACUGGUGUGUGUGGGAGGAGGAGCCUACGGUGGCCUGGAGGCACGAAAGAGAGGAAAAUGGAUUUGAGGAUUUUAAUUUUUUAACAUCGUCAUAAUCAAAUAAUCAGUUAAUGGUGCAGCCCUACAGGAGGACGUGUUGCUAACUCGAAGUAACCAUGAACCAACAGGCCGAAGGGCGCCAACAUCGGCACAAGCUCAUCUGUGAUUUUUAUCAACUUUAUUUCCAUUUCAAGUCAAGAUUUCAUCCACAGAGGAAAUGUAGAAACGCUGUGACUCUGACGGCCCUCCUCCUCUUCCUGCUUUUACUCUAAAAAGACUCGUCGCCUCUUAAAUCAAUCUUCAUAUCAACAGUAUGAGUUUUAAUUUAGUUUUUCUGCUGUAUCUCCUGUCCUCAACUUCACAUGAGUAUGCGGCGUCGAGUUUCUUAAAUGUGCGCUGAGUCUACCCUCACAACUUCAGCGGUAUCAGAAGGAAGUUUGUAAUCCGAUCUGCACCCCCCACAGCAGCUCUGAUCCUCUGUUAGAGCGCUUCUAAACUCAUCCAGACAAAGAAGAGAGCGCUGCACGCCGUGUUUCAGGGACGAUCCUCCGUUUAAGGAUGGAGUUUAAUCGCUCUCAUCUCAUCCAGAUGGGUCACAGUUUCCCCAGACAUGUAAAGUACAUCUAGACAAAGUACGUCUAGACAGCUGUGACCACCAUCUCCGUCUGUCUCUGUGCGUGUGCACGAGGUCAAGCGGUGUAAGUGAGCGCGUCCCUGAAGGUGAGAGCUGAGAUGAUGCAGCAACAUGUUUCCUGAGUUUCCAGGCGGCAGCAAAGCCCUGACUCAGCAGAUUCAUCCCGUGAAAAAUGGAAACGACAGUAACCCUGGCAACCGCACUUCAUCCUCACUCAACAGGAGAGUCAUGCAGCACUCAUUUUAGAGCUACAGUUUCACUUCAGUGAAGCCGUGCAGCCUGAAACUGAAGGAUGGACUGACGGUUCACAGAGAUCACGUGGAAAUGUGAGCGUCCUUGUCGGCGCCGCGUUAAAGCUGACGUCUUUAGGCUUCAGAAUAAACUACAGCUAUAAAACAACAACAAUAAUAAUAAUAAUAAUAAUAAUAAUAAUAAUGAAGCAUCAGAUUUUAUAACCCUUUUUGUCAGUGACCUCAAGGCACUUUACAUUGAAUACAUCAUUCAUUCGCUAGCCAGUUUGCGCCUCCACCUCUCUGACCAAUCACACACCAAAACAAAUGAACCUCCAAUCAAAUCCAAGAAAAAGGUCAUGUGAUAUAAAAAGACACGCCUCCUCUGCUUCUCUUUGAGCCGUGCUGCAGGAAGAAUAAAAAGUGAUUUCUGCGUGUUUGAGUUUGUGAGCCGAUUAAACACCAGAUCAACAGUUUAAUCUGAACCGACUCAGUGUACCGAGUGAUCUGCAGCACCUCCAUGUAAUUGAUUAGCCAGUUUAUGAAGCAGGAUUUGAACCCUGUUUGCUUCACCAUAUAACCAAAUGACUGACUGUUUCAGUGAUCGAGCUGUUUGUCUGUGAAGCUGAGACGUCUGUUUUUACCUUCUGGAUCUCUGCUCUAUGUUGGUCAGUUUUCUCAGCGCCUUACACUACAAUCCCAAACCGCCUCUACACACUCUCCCUCCGCCAUGUUGAAGGACGUCCCAAACCACAGAGUGAGGAGAGGGAGUGGACCGUUCAGCCCUUUAAUAGCGAGUCUGCAGCGGUGCACACUCAGGACAGGAUUUGCAGGUCGUGCGGCGGCAAAAAUGAAGAAGGAGGAACAACAAACAAAUCUAAGUUCCGAUGUUUCCACAUUUGUCUCACUGACAAAAAAAAUCACAAAGAUGAUGUUUGGAAAGAUCAAACUGAAGUCAGAAAUCUUCCUCUGUGCUGAGGUUGGAUUGGUCAGAAACAUGUCCAAUAGUGAAGGAGUUCAAAGACGUGGAAUCACUAACAGUCAGAAGUUUAAUUCAGCUCCUGUCUCUGUAAUAGUUCCUGGAUUCAUGAUUUUACUGCGAGGAUGAAAAAACGAGGCAAACAGAGCAGCUCAGAACUGAACAUGAUGUCCGUUUUUAUCACGGCUUUCAAGUUUGAAGAUGCUCCUCCAUGUUUUUUACCUUGUUGACCCUGUUCAUGAUCAUUUCACACAGAGUCCUAACAUUAGAGGAAGUCAGAGACCUGUGGUGUUUGGGUUAGACUCUCCGCCCUGAGUUCUCUGCUGAACUACGAGCCCCUAACAGACAUGUAUGCAGACAAUGUGAAAUCAGACACUGUGAUCAAUAUUGUGGCCCAGCUGCAGGUACUGGUGCUGAAAACUCACCUGGAAGUGUGGGCAGAAUACAGGUGUUGGGACCAGGUUUUUCAGGGUUUUCAGGUGAGUACUUGGACUCCAGGAUCUGGUGCAGGUUGAAGAACUCUCUGUACCUUCUGUAGAUGAGAUAUUUACUCCCUCCUUUAGUCCUGACCUCAAUCACAAACCUCUGGGAGAGGAAAUCGAGACAGGAGUGAGGGUGAGGAAGGGAUCUGAAGUCAUUUUAAUUCAAAGACAGAAAGAUUUGUUUUCCUUUUCUUACAUAAUAGUCGAUGAAACCUUUCUUCUCCUCAAUAUCGGCGAUGGUCGCAGAGACAGCGAUGUUAUGAGGCAGCUGAUCGAAAUCACUGAGAGAGAAAAGAAACUGGUGAGAUAUUCACGCAACUUAAAGGGAUAUUCUGGUGUGAAAUAAAUUUAGGGUCAAACACACCGAGUUAGACCCCCCCUCCAGAGAUGAAUGUUGUCGACCGCUUCCUUCUCUAGUUAUACCAACUUUAGUAACGACCGCAUGAUAGAAAUACAGAGAGGUCUGAGGAGCCAUAAACAAACCUCAACCAAAACGCCACUCUAUAGACACAAAUAAUGCUCAGAACAGCACCUAACUUCAUCAACAGGACAUAUAGGGUCACAGACAUAGUACUAUAUUCAGAGUUGUUCGAACUCCUAAGAAAACAUAAACUUAAGCGGGGACGUUUCUCCACUUCUGUAGUCUAUAAGCUGGGCCAAUAAACUUCUACUGUAGUAAAACGAAAAGGUAAAGGUGUUUUUAUUGAGCCGAAUCAUCAAUAAAAUCAUGAUUUUGUUAACAGGUAUAGAUUUAUGUUCUGUCGAGUUAAUAUAUUUGAACAAGAGCACAGUAAAGUUAAAUCAGCUAAUUUUCCAAUGAGGUUCUGUUACUGAACGGAACUACACCAUGAUCUACUGAGGUUAGUACAUAUAGGGUCACAGACAUAGUACUAGACACCAAACAUCUUUUUAACUUUGACUCAUUUCUUUAACAAAGAGACUAAACACAACUCACCUACUCUCUUCCAGCAGACGCUUGUUUGAAGCGAGACCUCAGGCCAGUCCAUUAUGGACUACAGCGGGGUGCCGCAGCUCAAGGAAGAACAUUUAACUAACUAGAGAAGCAAGCGGUUGGCACCAUUCAUCUCUGGAGGGGGGGUCUAACUCGGUGUUAAGGUGUGUUUGACCCUAACUCAAUUUUAUGGUGGAAUUUCCCUUUAAAUCACAAACAAACUUUCAGGCUGAAUUUUUCAAUCAUCAAGUCUUAAAUUCAAAAUUCAUUGAACAAAAAUUCUCUGAAUUAAAGAAAGAGAAACAAGAAAGUCGAACUCAUUUUCAAGAGACAGAAAGUCUGUUUCUAGUUUCACUUCUUUGUUUCUUUAUUUGAGGAUUUCUGCUGCAGCGAUUAUCAAAGAACAAACUCAGGCCUGUAGAGUCCUGAUAGUGUCCUGAUCCUGUUGACUGUCAGUAUGGAGUCUCUUCACGUCCUCAGGCUGUUUCUGUUUGGUUAGGGUUAGGGUAGUUUCUACAGACUCACCUCUCGUCUCGGAGCUGCUGCAUGAUGUCGUUUAAAGGUGGAUUCAGUCUGAGUGAAACGGAGAGCCGUCAGUCCUCCUCCUGAGCUCUUCUCUGAGGUCUGCUCUCACACCCUGAACUCUCAGUCUGUUCUCAUGUCGAACUGUGCGGAACCAGACAGACAGGAGGAAGCGAGAGUUCCCCAAAAAGACCGGAGGAGGAGGGGGUUUCAUUGGGCUGCAGGGUGAAGGAGUCACGUGGAGGGCGGGGAGCAGGUGUGGCACGCGACAAAAACCCUAAAAUGAACCGAAUAAACGGGGAAGAUGGAGGAGAGGAGAAACUGAGGCUUCACUCUGCAGAUUUAUGGGCUGAGAUCCUCAAAAAUACAGAUUUAUUUACAGAAAACCGUCAGAAGUCUCUCUGAACAUGUUUUUUUAUUUUAUAAUAUCUACCCAUCAAACCUUUCAGCUUUGAAGAAACACAUUUGUAGGUCAUACAGCGACAGUUCAACUCCAGUAAUACUUAUGAUAGGGGAGGGUGGGGUCGGUUGAUCCACCUCCUGUUGGUUGGAAAUGGUCAAAGAAAUUGAUCAUGUGACCAAAUAUUGAGGAGAUGGUCAUCAAUUCAUGGAGUCAGUGAAGGUUAGAAGCUCAUGGGUGAAGGGGUUAGACAUUUAUUUACAUGUUUCACUCUGUAAGGUGAAUUUAGUCUUUAGUCUUCAGUUUGAUUAGAACUGUACACGGGGUGACCCUCCCCACUGAGCAUUAGUGCUUCCAUACACAUUAGCUGUCUUAGUUUCUAGACAGAAAUUCCCUCGUCUAUAAUCAGUCUAUAUUUUAGCCCGAUCGAGAUGAUAGAAUUUAAUCCAUUAAUUAUAAAAAACAAAUGUAAAUUCAAUAAACGGCUAGUCAAAGCUUGGAAAAUCGGUCAACCACUGAGCGUUUUUUAGCCGAGACGUCAAGGGACCUUUAGACGUCUAUUAAACGAUUUUUAAACCGAAAACUGUCGUUGGGUACUUAAUAAUAUUUAAUGAAUACAGCUGCUGUUGGGCUGAAUCUAUAAAAUAAAAUUCUUUGUGUGGUUAUUAAGUAAAAAAUCGGAAUAUUUAAAGCUCCUGUGAGGAACUUUGUGUGGUUUUUGGCGCCCCCCUGAGGACAAAAGAGUUCCACUUAUUUCUUUACCAAUUUUACCCAAGCAGCAACCUCUGGUCUUGAGAAAUGGAGGCAAAGCGUGGGUGCUAAAAACUGCAGUUCCCAAGGUGUCCAGUAGAGGCUGACUGCAGAAGCAGCAGGAAGCACAAACCUGGGCUUGUUUGCAUUUAAAAAUGUUUUGUGUAUUUAAUAAAUGACCAAAAACUCCCUACAGGAGCUUUAAAUUAAACGUGUCGCUUCUUCCCACUUUUUACUCGUUUCUUAUCGCUCUUUUUGAAGAUGAUCAAGUUUGAUUUUUUAAGGUCCCAUCACGGCAUCAGUAUCAGUUCAGUCUGAAAACCCCUCACAGGAGCUUUAAUCACAUAAUUACAGCAGCUUUUAAGGACGUCAGGAAAGACGUGUUUUUGACGUUUCUCUUCCCUCCUUCAUGCAUCUGGUUCGUUUCCUGAAAUCUAGAGUUUGGUGUCUGAAUCUUCUCCAGUCAGACUGACAUUUGUUUUUGGAGUAAAGCUUGAUUAAAACUGUCCUCUGUUUCUCUCGUAGGGGUCACUGUACUAAAAUCAUCAGCUGUAAAUGAGUUUUUAAGAGCAGCUUUUAAAAAUAGUCGCCCUUCGGGGUUAAACUCUGUCCUGGGACUCUCAAAGCACUUCACACAAAGCAAACAACACUGAUUGUAUUUCGUGGUCUUCAGAAGCUCACACGUGUUCAGCAGCCUGAACACCAGCGGAGCCAGAAGCUCCGUCUUUACCAUCGGUUCAUCACUCCCACGUCCAAUUUGACUGAUUGGCUUAAAUACCGUAAACAAGCAAGAUGGCUGUUGUCUAACCUCCCACGCUGCGGCGCACAAUGAAGGACUCAUUUAUGUCAGGAAAACAAAAAGCACAACCGUACUCCAGUGAAGACGGUCUAUUCUGAUGGUGCAGGGAGCUUUUGACGUUCUCUCAAUGAGAAACUUUGAAGAAGGAAAACAAAGUUCAGAAGAAACAGAAAUCAUCAUGGAGAGAAUCACAGACGUCUUCUCAUCCUCGUUCUUUUUCCAGCUCUUUGGAUGCUGAUGAUCCAUCUGGGUGAACCUUUGUGAGAUACAGCAGAUGGAAAAUGAAGUUCACCAUGUUAAAGGGACAUCUUUUAGCUAAACAGUUAACGUCAUCCUCCAAGCUGAGCUGCUUAAACUGACCGGUUUGCUCACAUUCCCCAGAGUCCUCCUGCCUCAGUCCCAGUCCUGGUCCUAGUCCUGGUCCUGGUCCUGGUAGUCGCAGCGUUGGACCAGCCUCAUUAGAUAGAACAGAUGACACAGUAUCAUGAUUUCUCUGUAGCGUCACAGUUAUUCCCUCUCAGGUCAUCAUGAGUGGGACCCACACCUGCGUGUUGAGGAGAUAACCGUCCUCCUCCACCCGUUAGGUCAACAGAGACUCCUCUUCAACACUCACACAUUCUUUCUUCCUAUCUUCUCGUCUUAUCUCGUCUGAAGCUGUAAGUACACAUUCUCUCAUCACACGCACACCCUUUCACAAACAUGUCACAGAGUUAACCCUUUAACCGAGUCACAGACGAGAACUGUUGACUAAAACUUAAAGCUCCAAUAGGGAGUUUUUAGAUCCUUAUUUUAUUGCCUUAAACUCAAUUUUUAUUCAUCAAUCAAUUUUUAUUCAUCAAUCAAUCUUUAUUCAUCAAUCAAUCUUUAUUUAUAGCCUCAUUUCACAACAAGAGUUAUUCCAAAACAAAAGUUAGUCUAAACCGUACUCCAGAUUCACUCCCAUCACAUCUUCAACAUUAUGAUGUAGGGCUGAACGAUCAAUCGAUUUUUGAUCAUAAUCAGAUUAUUUAAUUAUGAUGAUGUUAAAAAAAUUAAAAUUGUCAAAUCGAUUUUUCUCUCUAUCAUGUCUCGCCCCUCCAGGCCACCGUAGGCUCCUCCUUCCUGUGUAAACAAACAUGGCGUUUGCAAAAGAAGGCGAUAAUUUCGUGGUUAAAUAGGACAAGAGCGAGUCAGUCGUGUUGAAUUGGUACGACUUCACAGUUUCAGAUGAAGAGUAAACCACUCCCCGCUGUAAAGUCUGUCUGAAGGCGGUAUCAACCCGUCACCAUGGAAACUAAUUCAGGAGGAAACGCUAAAGUUUUUAGUCGUAUCGGCGUUUCAGGUGACUGUAAACGGUACUUUUUAAAAAACGGGUCAGAGAGUGAAUAAAUCUGUAAACGACGACCAUUUCAUCUCCGUGUGGAUGUCUAUCUGCAUCUCUGGAAACGAUCAUGUGACACACAGAGGAACUCUUUUAUGGCGCCAAAACAACCUUUAUACACAUGCUCUGUACUCUUCUUCUGUCUUUGUGCGUUUCCUGAGCAGCGUUACAGCGCCACCUACUGGCUUGGCAUAUGACCUACAUCAAAAUGGUGCAGCCCUGAUCUGAGUGAAACACUUUGCAGCAUUUAUUAAGUUACAGCGGAGAGGAAGAACUUCCUUUAACAGGCAGAAACCUCGAGCAGAACCAGACAGAUGUUGGACAGUCAUCUGCUGAGACUGAGGAGAGUUCCUUACAUGACCUUUAAGGUGACUGAGAACUGUGAAGUAUGAAGUAUCAACAGAUUAGUGAAGAUGGUCAUGUAAGAGUGGUUCCUGUCCAGUCUGGGGUCAGUCUGACAUGUUGGGGUCGUAGGGAUGGAGGUCCAUGGCAGCAGUGUCAGACCUGCUUGUGCAGAAUCUUGUUGUGUUUGUCUGGAUGCUGCAGAUGAUCCUCCUACAUGUUGUGAGGAGGGGGAACAGUCUAUAAGGCAUUCACCAUGACCGGUCCAAAUGAUAAGGGUCCUAGAAUUGUAAUCCCAGAGACGCAGACCUGGAUCUUCAGCCCUGGAUCUUCAGCCCUGGAUCUGCAGACACAUGAAACUCAAAACACCUGGAGGCAAAAGUGGGGACACAGCUGAUUAAAGGAUCAAACACUAGAUGUCAGCAAAGUCUUUCCUGUGCCGUCUGUGAGAGAGUCGAUCAUCACUCAGACUGAAGUACUUCAGAUAAAAUCCAGGUUUUCUAAAACACUCACGGUUUUUAAUCAAACAUGAUCCAGCUGACGUCUCUUUAGGGUCCUGGAUCUCUCAGAGACUCCACAGCUGCAGCAGGGUCUGCUGUUCUGCAUCAGCAACUACGGACACACACACACACACACACACACACACACACACACACAGAUCGUAAAGUAGACAGUAUCUGCACAGGAGUGUGAUGGUGCAUAAAGGAGUGUGUGUGUGUGUGUGUGUGUCACAUAUUGACUCCAUGUCUAUUCCUGAGCAGCCUCUAGGACACUGCUCAUAUAUCAGACCAGCUUUGAUUGCAGAAAAACUCUUCAAGGGUUUCUUUCUCUGCAGAUUCAGUCAUCAUCGUCUGCAAAGUUUUGUGUAUUCAUGUGUGCGACAGAGAGAGAGAGUGUGUGUGUUUGUAUGUGAAGGAGGGUUUAUGCAUCUGCUCUGGUGUGUAAUCUUACACUGUUGGAGACACCAGGGCACUGUUUAAAGUCUUAAAAGGAAAUAUUAUAAAGCUGCAGAGUAAACCAAACACACACACAUAUAUAUAUAUAUAUAGCAGAGAGUGUGAGUAAACAGUGUGUGUUUACCGCGCUGACAGCUGGAUCCUGUAGAAACAACAUAGAGAAGCUAAAAGAGGAAGAGGUGAGCAUGAGCAGAGAGCUGAGGUCAGAAUAAUCUGACGUUAACUUCCUGUUUCUCUCAGUAUGAUGAUGACAGAUUGGCUGAGUUAGAUAGUUAUGCUAAUUUUACUAAAUAUCAACGAUGCGUCCCCUCAGUGAAUCGACCGAAAACAGGAAGACGUCACAAACUGAAACUGAAAGGACUCAAAAGUGAAGAAAAAUUUAAUAGAUUUAAAUACAAUCAAGAGAAACUUACUCUGCCCACAUUUUCAGAUAAUAAUACUACUUAUUAUAUAUUUUAUUAUUUAUAAAACUUUUUUUUUGGCUUUAUGUCCUCCCUCUGUGCAGCUCAACAUAUUCCAAACUAUUAUUUUUUUAUACACACACAUAUAUAAAUAUAUAUUUUUUUGCUGAUAUAUAUUUAUUUAUUGUUUAUUAUUUUUUUAUAUAUACAAAUGUAUAUUUUUUGGUAAUAUAUUUGUAUAUAUUUUUCUUAUUAUGUACACACAUAUAUUUAUAUUUACUAAUAUAUUUGUUUGUUUAUCUAUUUAUUUAAUAUUGUUUUUAUAUACACACACAUAUUUAUAUUUGUAAUAUAUUUGUUUAUUUAUUUUUUCUCAUUAACUAUUAUUUUUUUGGGUUAUAUAUAUUAUUAUUUUUGUCUUUGUUUCUGAGUUGAAUUGUUUGACUUUAUGCUCCUGUCUGUUGAAAAAAUGUAAAAAAAAUAUUGUUAAAGAAAAAACAUGAUACCGUACGGUAGAUAAUACAGCAGAAAAUUUACAGUAAUGCAGUUAGAGUAUUUAGAUGCACAUAUGAAUAGUUUGUCCAUUCUGGGCCACGAUAUUUUGCAGCCUGAUCUUUUCACUGAUUUACACGUAUUAUAGUUCUGCUAAAUGCUGCGUACUGUACCUUUAAUAUCCCUAUGGUACAAAGUCGUCUUUGUGUCGGUGAACAGAAAUAAUAAUAAUCCUCUACAAAGCUGCUCUUUCCUCUCAGUUGAAGGUGUUUAUGAGCAGCCCCCACAUGUCCAAGGAGCAGCACCUCCAUCUCUGUUGUUCUUAUGAAAUCUCUGCAGUGAGUCUGCUGACCUUACGUAACUCUCUGCAAAACUCGGCUCAACUCUGACCUGAGCAGAAGUCUGUUUUAAAGAAUCACCAAAAACGCUCUUUAGGGACUGCAGAACAAACAGUUAGUAUCUCUGAGAACAGGACGUGUUCAGUCGUGUUUUAAAAUGAAGCUCUAAAUGAACUUUUCACUGCAGAGGAUCCGUCUCAGUCUGAUUCUUGUCUUCCUGUCCUCUGGACAUGCUGCAGAUCCACAGAACCAUCAGGAUGACUAACUGGAAUCUACCAGGGAAAUGUGGAUUAUUAUCUGCCUCAUUAUUUAACAGGUUGACUAUGUAACAAGCCAAACUCCCGGCAACUUGGUGUAUUCCUUUUAAAACUCACCGUCUCCCACACACACGCCCACACACACCAGCCGCAACAUUAGCACUAAAUAUACCACAAUAACCAGAGCCUGCAGUGCAGUCAUGCACAUUUGGCAAAGACUCCAGCUUCUCUCUCCCACUCCACGGAGCAUGUCAGCCUGAACCCGGCUCAUGGGGCUGUGCAGGGUGUUGGAGUCACCAGCAUUAAUGGGUACAAACUGAGGUUCGAGGACUCAGCAGAGUCCACGUUUAAAACCUUCUCUGGGCUCAGCGGGGGGAGAGACUGAAGCUUUUUUAGAUGUUUGACUCACAGUGAAAGUGUUGUUUUAUAGUUUUAUAGAGAAGUAUCUAUAUUUCUAACUAGAUCUAGAUCUACCAGAUCCCCCCUGCUCAUGCACACAUUAGAUGUUCCUCCACGGUCACUGAGUUCUCCUACAGCUGCAGCUUAAAGCUCCUUCACUUUGAUGAUCUGAACCGUCUGCUGCUCAGCGGACAGACGCUCAUUAAAAACUGUUUUAAUUGUUUUUAUCGUUUUAACAGAUCAGGCCAUAAAAGGACACAGUUUAGUGAACUCUCAAAUCAGUAAGUUUAAAUAUGAAGCACCAUCAGUUUUUCCUCAUUAAAGUCUCAAUGAUAUAAACAUUGGUUUGGUUAGAGGGAUUAAAGGAUAGAAGAGAGUUGACUUAUUAAUAAUUGAUCAAUAUUGUCUUAAAGUGUAAAAAUCAGCCCUAAAAUCUACAUGACAGUGAGUCUUUUGUUCUGGAGGCCUCCAUCUUGGACCACCGUAUUUCUACAGCGGUGAGAGGUCAGAGAUUUGGUGGUAGAUGAAAAAGACAAGAAUUGAUGAUCAAUCAUAAUGAUGGACUGUGGGAGAGGGGUGAGAGGGGUGAGAGGGGUGAGAGGGGUGAGCAAGGGAGCGUUUCAGUCUUGAAUCGGACCACCAGACACGACAACUUCUGGGUGGGUUUAGAAAGACUGUUGGGCUGAGAUGAUAUCUCACUUUGGACUUUUUUGUUUCCUUUAUUAUCCACCGGAAACCUCGAGGAGUUUCCUUCAUGUCAUUAUGACGAUUUGUGUUCUGGCAGGGUCGAAUAAUAAGGAAAUCUGACUGUCGAUGAUCUUAACAUGACUAUAAUAUUCAUGUCUUCACUGCGACUCUGAACACAAACUUCAUCAUCCUCAUCAUUCAUCUGUCCGUCUCCAGUCGUGUCCUCGACCAGCCUGCUCCUCCUUUAUUAUAUACAUGAACCCAUCCUCAUGUGUCUCUCUGUCCUUGUCUCCUAAUAUAAAUCCUUCAGGUGUUGGCGGCCUCAGUUGUCUCUCUACAAUAAGUGCUGAUGAGCUGUAAUUCAAUAGUUGGGACACUGACAGAGCGCCGGGUCAGCACGGGACAUGAAUACGAGCAGAUCAAGCUCCCAAGACUGAUAAAUGCACCGACCAUGAAUGAAUCAGGAAACAUCAGGAACGACUCGAAACGAAUGAAAAGAGGAUCAGAGCGAGUAAAGAGAGAGAGAGAGUUACACAAGCUGUCAGUGUCCUGACAGGAGAGAUGGAUGUGAGCACAAAAGAGGAGGCGUGAGCAGAUAUGGAUGCAGAGAAAGGGAGGUCGGUUUGAUGUUUGAUACUGGGGAGGAGGUACGAACAAGAAACGAAGAGGAAAGUCAGAAGGAAAGUUACAGAUGAGAUGAAACUUCCUGCUCUAAAAGAAGAGUGUCCACCGAUGCAAAGGAGCUACAGGCGUCCCUCUUUAAGGCUGAGUCUCAUCUCUCACUAUCUAAACCUCAUGAUGAAGGUGAACGAACGAGUGUAACGGACCCUCAAAACACUGAAAACUGGAGUCAAGAUUUUAACUGAGGGUUUGAACGUCUGUAAACCUCCGUGUUCGGAGCUGCUGUGGGAUUAUUGUUGAACUUCCUGUAAAAGUUAAAUGUUAACAUCACUGACACGACCUCCAGAUCAACGAGGACACAAGGACUCCUGGUGAGGAUCCUUCAUCUAAUCCUAAAAUAUCUCAUAAACUGAACAAAGUCAAAGCUUCAAAUAAACACUUUUACUGGAUUUACUUCCUCUGGAGGAACGGGGGUCAGGGGUCGAGUCUGCAGAAAGAAGCAAACACACAAAGCACACACUACCACAAUGAUGCCAGGUUCUCAACAGACACAGUUCAGCUCAGACCUGACACCUAUUGGCAUCUAUGUGGAACUGCAACUGUCAAAUCUAAACCAAUGACAUUAUUGGACUGAAUCAAUGUAUGAAAACCAACAACUCUGGAACUGAACCACUGAAAUUUGGUCCAAGUCAAUAUUCUAAACAACAAACUGAUAUAUUUUAUGUCCAUCCAGAUGCAUCUGUGUCUGUGUGAGGUUGUAUGUUUUUCCUGCAGCUGUUCAGUGUCUCUUAACGGAGGGGAUUCUGCAGCACAGGUGAUAAAAUGGUUCAUGUGUUCAGUGUAUUUUAUAGUGUUUGACCUUUUAAAAUGGAUCAAAUCUGAAAGUGACUUUCACUCUUUCAGCUUCAUGGUCAAACACUGAGUGCAGAGGCUUCCUACAGUAUAACACACACACACACACACACACACACACAUGCAGCUGGACUCCUAAAUAAGUCAAGACUCUUGAGACUCUUGUGUAAAUAUAUAAAUGAACAUUGUCUCUCCUGAGCUCCUUCACCAUCCCUGUAUGAACGUCGGAGUUAUUCCACCGUGUUAACCAGGGUCACAGCGCUCUGUGUGCUUGUCUCCUCCAGCUCAUACAGACUCUUUCUCCUUUAUGCAUCUCCGACCUUUUCUUCACUUUUAGCACAAAGAGGUUCUUAGACAUGUGUUGUUUACCGUUUGAAGACUCAUUUUAUCUUUUGUUCCAAGUUUUCCACCUUUGCACUCAAAACUCUGAAGUGUUUUAGUUUCUUUCUCACCUGUCUCCUCUCUUCUCUUGUGUCCCUCCCCCCAGCUGGCAAACUGACGAUGACAGAUCUGUUGAAGCCAGAGGACAUCAAGAAAUCUCUUGACUUCUUUGCAGGUGGGUGUGUUGCAGGAAACAGGCCUCAGAAGGUCUCAGAGUUCAGAGAUGAGCAGUGAGAUGGUUUUUCCUGUUCUGUUUGUGUGCUUGUAUGAUUUCUCAAACAUCUCCUGUCUUGUGUUUCGCAGGAGAAACGUUCGACCCUAAAAAGUUCUUUGAAUUGGUGGGGAUGACGGCGAUGUCAGCUGACAGCGUCAAGCAGGUCUUCAUGGUCCUGGAUGUGGACGGUAGUGGCUUCAUAGAGGAGGAGGAGCUCAAGUGAGGACACGAAAAUAGGGGCUCACAGAGUUUGAACGUGUCUUCAUGUUGGACUGUGCUGCAGUGACGCUGUUAUGUGCUUUACUCAGGUAUGUACUGCAGGGCUUUUCAAAGGAGGGCAGAGAACUGACCGACGACGAGACGAAAGCAUUCCUCAUAGCCGCAGACAAAGAUGGAGACGGAAAGAUCGGCAUUGACGGUGAGAGAGCAGAGGAAAAACACAGAGUGAAGUGUUCAGAGUGAGGAGGCUGGAGUGAAGGAGAGCCGUGUCCUACUCCGUGUAACUGACUAACAUCUACAGAGUCUCAGAUACUCGCUGUCCUGAUCUGAUAGUGAGGUAAACUACGGUGGUGGUGUUUUAGAAAGCUACAGGCUUAAACCAGAAAUAUAUACUCAGUAUUUUUACAGAGUACAUUAUACUAUUAUACUCAACUCGAAGUAAAGUUACUUUAAUGACAUUUGACUGAGGCAGGAGGAAAAAUACCGGUGUGAUCAAAAGUAUCUAAACUGAAAUGCAUGUAAAAGCGCCGAAUACUUAAACAAGACACGCCUCCAAAAUGACGAUGUCGAAGCAUCUUUUCCUGAAUUGAUUUUUGUCAUGUGAUCGACAGCAUUAAUGUGUAAAAUCAGUCUGAAUCUGGACUUUUUCAGGUUUGAGUUUUUAGAUGUUUUUACACCAUUUUUCUCCAGUAUUGCACUUUGUCAGUUCCUACACACUCCAGUUACCGGAUCGUUUGUGAGGAGCACUUCAGUCCACCACAAAUUAUGGAAGUGGCCAAUAAAGCAUAGAACAUCCUAUAAUAUCGAAUUAAUCACAUCAAAUCAAAUAAUCACAUUGUAGUAAUUAAUCGUAUCAUAUCAAUAACUGUGUCGCAUCGAGUUAAUCUUAUCGCAUCAAAUUAAUCGUAUUGUAUCAAAUUAAUCUUAUUGAAUUAACUGUACCAUAGUGAACUAGUUGUAUCGUAUCGAAUUAGUCGCACUGAAUCAUAUAGUAUCAUAUUGUUUUGAAUCAAUCAUUUCGUAUCGAAUUAAUCGCAUUGUAUCGUAUUUAAUUAAUCAUAUUCUAUCAAACCAAUUGUGUCGUGUCGAAUUAAAUGCAUUAAAUUAAUCGCAUCGUGUUUAAUUAAUUGUAUCACACCAAAUUAAUUGUGUCAUAUCAAAUGAAUCGCACCAAACCGUAUUGUAUCGUAUCGUGUUGAAUCGAUCGUAUCAUAUUGUAUUAAUCGCAUUGUUUCGUAUCAAAUUGACCGUAGCAUAUCAAACCAAUCGUGUCGUAUCGAAUUAAUCGCAUCAAAUAAUCACAUCGUAUUUAAUUAAUUGUAUCACACCAAAUUAAUUGUGUCGUAUCAAAUGAAUCGUAUUGUAUCGAUUGAAUCAUAUUGAACUAACUGUAUCAUAUUGAAUUAAUCGCAUUGAAUCUUAUUGUAUUGUAUCAGUCGUAUCGUAUCAAAUUAAACAUUUUGUGUUUUUCAAGAAAAUUUCAUCUUUUGAAAUCUUGGAACAGGGUUUAGGUUUGGACCUGUCAGGUCAUCAAAGCUUAUAAAGAGUGGAAGAAUUACAGUGUUGUGACAAAAAAUUAGACAAGUUGACAUUUAAGGUUUGAGAGAUUUGAGGACUGGCUGUCAUGGAGUUGACGGACAGCUGGUUGAUUUUAGGGAUCUUUUUAUCCCUAGGGGAAACACUUCUCAAAACUAUCGUUUGUUACAGUGUUUUGAGCAGAUGAACGUUGUUAAUUUCCACCCCUGAAUGAAUCUAAGUUUAGGUUAUAAACUAAAGUUAGUGAGUGUUUUUGACAGAAUAUUUCCCUCAUGAAUGUGGAUCUUUAUCUCGGCAGCGUUUGUCUGAUCGUCUGUACGAAUGUCUUUAUUCUCUCUUUCAGAGUUUGCGACCCUGGUGCAUGAGUAGGGGAUGGAUGAACGCCCCCAUUUUUCUUUCUCCUCCUCUCCGUCCCUGCAUUCAUAUUUUGUAACUGCCACCUUCAAAGUCCUCUCACCUUCCUCGGGACCCUGAACAUGGAGUCAGACCAGGCCUGCUCUCUAUGAAACACUACAGAAGCAGAGCGACAGGGAGUUAAACCAUGAGGAGGCAUACACAGGCACCAGUUCCAUUUUUUAUAUAUAUUUAAUCACACAUGCUGUAUGGGUUUCAGAAUCAUUGGAAUGAGUUCAUGAAGAUAGUUUGUGGUUUCUAAAACAGGUGGUGCUAGUGCUGUAGGUGUAGAUGUUACAAAGACUUCUUAAUUCUUCAUUUUCCUUCUUUGUGGAUUUCCAGUUGUGCUUUUUUUGUCUGAUUGGUUUUACUUCUUGAUGUUCACAUAUCAGUGCACUUUCCUCCCACUCCUCUUCCUCAUCCACCUUUCCUCACCUCUCCUCACCUCACCGCCUCUCCUUUCCUCUAUCUUCUCCUCCUCCUCCUCCUCCUCCUCCUCCUCACUCCCUGCCCCCGAUCAGAUGAUGUAGUAAAUAAACAGAUAUAUAAGGAGAGCUGUGAAGAGAGUAAGAAAUGAUGAUUAAAAAAUCUUGAAUAACACUCGUCUCUUUAAUUUUUGUCACUCGCAGCGACAGACACAGAAACUAAACUCACAUACAGUUGAACACAGGAACCAAACCUGCUGACUACAUAUUUACAGCUGGGUGAUGAGCGGAGGAGAGGAAAACACGACAGUCGCCUCGAUUAAAGGGAUAUUUCAGUGUUUUUGACACAGACAUAAGCUAAGCCACAGUUUUCUGCAGACGGGGUCAAAUCUGUGACCCCAUUCAGCUACAUUUGAGAGAUUUCCACCCAAGCACUCGUCCUGGGUUAAGUGUACGCUUUACCCACUUUGCCGUCGGACAGCCUGUUUGCUUGUUCAGCAGUUCUAAGGUGUUGGAGUCACAGACACAGGAUGAAUUUUGAUGUUUUAUCAUCGAGCAGACGCCAUAAUGUUAUUUCAAGUUCUGUCAUAAAGCAGUAAAACAACAACAAGGGCAGACGACCGACUAUAAAAACGCUCCUCUACUUGGUUUUUUGGUUCUGAUUCAUCUGCUGAGUGGAGCCUGUGGUCUUGUAAGAGCUGAAGGUGUAUUUUUGACUCCCAAAGAUACAGAUGUGCUGUUGUUACCUGCUCUCCUGUUAGUGUUUGAGUUUCUCUGAUUUUUGACACACAGAGUCACAAAAGUCCAUCUGUGUGUUUUAUCCUUUAGGAGCAAAAUUAAAGACUUUCUGAUGGCGAAGUAGGGCUGGGCGAUAUAAGAAAAAGUUUAUCACGAUAUAUUUCUUUCAUAUCAGUCGAUAUCGAUAUGAAUCACGAUAUUAAAAAAUCACUUGUUCAUCUUAAAUGUUCUCUAUUGCUCUGUUAAAGUGCUAUGGUUGGGUGGAGCUGCUGUCUGCUACGACGCUGCAGUUGGUUGAUACUUGGUUCUAAUUCAGAACAUGAUUGGUUCAGACCCGGAGAAACUCCCCUUUUCAUUGGCUGUUCGUAUAGUCGACCAAAACAUGUCAGAAUGACGACUAUUGAAAAGAAUAUUGAUCAUGUUUGAUAUCGAUAUUGAGAGAAAUUAAUUUUUGAUUUCUAUCAUUAUCGUUUUAUCAUCCAGCCCUAUCUCUAAAUAAACACUUGAACUGAACUGAUUUCUACAUUCAGCUAACUUAUUGGUAGACUUGAUCCCAUCUGCAGAGACCUGUAGCCUAACUUGCGUGUCCCUUUCCCAGCAUCCAUUGUGGCUCCUGCACUUAGUUUUGAUGUGUAACUCAUAAAACCUCACUUCAAAAAAUGCUGAAAUAUCCCUUUAAAAGAAGGUGCAGCAUCUGGUCUGUGUUUGGAUUCAGAUCUACAUAACUGUAGAUGUACGACGGUAGAUCUGAGGCAGAGGAAACGCUCUGCAGCGGUUCUCCACUGCUGUGAGCGUCAUGGAUGUUCAACACAAAAACAGACCUAUCUAUAAAAACCUGAAAUACUGUACAGAGGGUUGAAGAACGCCUCUUUUCUAACUCUACAGCCUCACUUCCUGUUUGAACAAACACUGUACAAAAGUACGAGCUGACCCUCCACUACAGUUUGAGAGUAUCAUGGUGUUCUCCUGAGACUCAGAACAACACUCCACAGCCCCGUCCGGCAGCCUCACUUUGGAUCGGAUCAGAGGAUUCGAGGAGCCGAUCUGUCGUUGGUCGUGGUGGGGCGCAGCUUCACGGUGGCGAAAGGGUUUGUGCCUCUGAAACGAGAGGAUGAUGGAAAAUGAAACACGAAGCCACACGAGCAUGAUCGCUUUCUGCCGCGCGAGCACACACACACACACACACACACACCUACCAGGAGGAAGGGAAACUAACACCUGACCCCAAACCAGAGGGAGAUCUCAACUGAGCAUGCUCCAUCGACCUGAUACAUGAUCACUCAUACAUGCAUGAAAUCAUGAAGUGAUGCUGAACAGUCAGACUGUUGUGUGUCUGCAGCUCAUGUGGAGAAGAACCACAGCUCAGUCUGCAGAGCUCUAAGUUCUGCUCUUAUUCCUCAUCAGUAAAACCAGCGCCGACUUUUAUUCACGCUCAGAGAUUCACGUCAGUCUCCAGAUGAAAAGGUGGUCGUGAUACUUUAAUCUAAUGAUUUCUCUGAUACGACGCUGACUUUCUAAAGUCCUCAGUCAAAUGUGCAAACAUGGUGGACAUGUCAGGAGGCGGCGGUUACCUUGGAAACAGCGGGUUCUCAGGUUGUCCAUGUGGUGAUAAUGUCUGGGAAAAGAAAAGCAAUGAUGUGAUCUUUCUUCUGUUUCAGGUUACUGAGGAGAAACUUUGGAGACACUUUAUUAGACGCUUAUCUCUAUAACACUUUAUUAAUAUAUGUAUAAUGUGUUAUAAUCAUGUUAUAACACUAUAUAACUAUAGUUAUAAACACUCAUAAAUGAUCAUAAUGCUUUAUAAUAAUAAUCAGAACACAUUAUAAAACAUUUUAUCAUGACUUACGAUGUCAGGUAUAAUAAUGUGUAAUAACUGUUAACAGCAGUUUCACUGCCUUACCUCUGUGGGCGUGGUCAGUGAGUUGUUCACAGUUAACACAUUAUAACUCUAAUUAAGUGUUACAGAAACUUUUAACUCGUCCUCAGAUCAGAUCUGUUCGUGAUGAAACCUGCGGUACCUGAGCGUCAGCAGCUGACUCACUCUUCCUGUCAGGAUGAGGAGAGAUUGGUCGAAAGUCCACGGAGCUCCUCCUUAGAUUCUGACUUGGAGGCGGAGGAGGCGGCGGGGGAGGGGGCGGCGGUUCGUUGUAGGUCUUCGUCUGACCUGGUUUUACCUCCACGGUGAGUUCCAGUUUCUUCUCAGGGAGAGGAGAGACGGCCCGAACGUCUACUGAGGCUCUGCGGUUUGGUGUGACCGGAGGCGGGACGUCGCCAUAGCUCUUGUUCUCUGAUUGGUCAGUGUCCAGCAGGUUGUUCAUACUGUGGCUUCUUAUAGAGCCACCGCUGAGGGGUCAAAGGUCAGAAAACAAGGGUUACUAAUGACUCAACACAUUAAACCUCCCAUCGUGUCAUGUCACAGGAUUUCUGUGUUCAGAGUCACGCUGCAGACCGACCACGAGUCCUACCUUGUCAGUAAGUUGUUGGAGAAGUCCUCCACGGGGGCCACAUAAGCAGCAGGAAACCAGCCCUGACUGAAAAGACCGUAAAGACGGAGAUCAGCGAACAACACAAUAAAAUCUGGGACAUCACGAGCAGGUGUGAGUCGAGUCAGUCGUCUCCAAAUCUGAAGGUCAGGGGUUCAAACCAAGGUCGAGGCGUCCUUGGGCGAGACAUUUGACCCCACCUAAAGUCUAAAUAAAAGGCUGUAGAAAGGUCAUACGUAGGUCUCUGCUCAUCACUCCAUCAUCUAUCUUCUGCUCUCAGACGUGUUGAUCCUUCAGCUCAAACAUGUGAGCUGUUGUCACUGAUAAAGACACUCGACAGUUUUUCCAUCACGGCUUCUUUUGUGUCCCUUCUUAUCCACAAACUUUUCUAUUCUGUUUUGACAAAGUGAAGUCCUUGUGAAUCGUAAAAGGACAAAAGGACAAAAGGACAAAAGGACAAAAGGACACACAGCAGCUGUUGUGUCUGUCUGUAGCAGCGACACUGAAAAUGAGUCUAUAAGCUGUUGGACUCAGACGCUCACCGCAGGCUGCUGUCUGUGCGUCCGUACAGCCAGCCGUUCCGCGGCUCCUGGACCAGAACCGUGAUGGUCUCGCCCCUGUUGAAAGGGAGAAGCUUCGGGUUGGAUGAGGACGGGUGAGACACCAGGGCCCUCAUAGCUCUUCCUCCACCCAGACCCAGAGACUCCCCCACUGAGCUGGAGCGAGAGCGGCUCGGGAUGGGAGAUGGUGCUGAAGAGGAGGGCAAAAAAAAGAGGGACUGAUAAGAAAGUCGGGCUGAACGAUGUUGGCCGGAAAUAAAAUCAGAUUCUUUUCUCUCUAAAAACUCAGAUUUUUUAUUUUUUAAUUCAGUGACGACUUCACCAAACUUCACUUUAAUAAAAAGUUUUUCUAUCAUCUCUCAAAAUGAAACCACUGAAAACAAUGUAGUUCAUAUGCCAGACCAGUAAGUGGCGCUGUAACGCAGAAGAAGAGUACAGAGAAUGUGUAUUAAGAUUUGUUUUGACCGGACACGCUCAGGCGCCAUAAAAGAGUUACUCUGUGUGUCACAUGACCAUUUCGUUAGACGGAGAUGAAAUGGUCGUCGUUUACAGAUUUAUUCACUCUCUGACCCGUUUUCAAAAAGUACCGUUUACAGUCACCUGAAACGCCGAUACGACAAAAAACUUUAGCGUUUCCUCCUGAUUUCGUUUCCAUGGUGACGGGUUGAUACCGCCUUCAGACAGACUUUACAGCGGGGAGUGGUUUACUCUUCAUCUGAAACUGUGAAGUCGUAUCAAUUCAACACGACUGACUCGCUCUUGUCCUAUUUAACCACGAAAUUAUCGCCUUCUUUUGUAAAUCAAUUUGACAAUUUAAAUUUUUUGACAGUCAUUAAAAAUCAGUUAAUCGUGCAGCCCUAUAACACUUCAAAUCCACUAAGAAAUAAAUGUGAACUUAUCUGAAACUUGUUGGUACUAAAGAGUUUUUAAAAAGGGUGAAUGAGGCUUCAUAUCUUUUACAAAACAGAGUCUAUGUCCCACCUCUAGAGGGCACUCUGCCCAGCGCCUGCUGCUCCCUCCUGGCCCAAGACAUGUCUUCAUCU